Molecule: messenger RNA, 3503 nt
Organism: Scylla paramamosain (green mud crab)
Lineage: Eukaryota; Metazoa; Arthropoda; Malacostraca; Decapoda; Portunidae
Exons: 9
Coding region: 148-2346 (732 amino acids)
Molecular function (GO): hydrolase activity, acting on ester bonds
Source: RefSeq, a predicted model, not a curated record
UUGUUCUCAGCGGUGCAAAGCAAAGGAGUCUCACUCCGCCGCUCUCUCAGGGGCCGCACGUGGUGCAUCAACCCCAGCUAUACUGCCUUCGUGGUUAAUAUUAGGAGGUUGAGUGUUUACAGGUGGUGGCUUUUAAAGACGAUAAGGAUGGAGUCAGAUGCACCUGACUCAGAUCCUUUAACCUUGGAAGAAGAGUUUGAAGCUUGCAUCCAUUCUCAGGAUGAGAGCAAUGAAGGAGGUGAAGCUGCUAGCACCAGGAAGAUAGGCAGACAGGUUCACAACUCUUUGAAACACUUUACAGUUGAGGAAUUCUCAAAGAAGUAUCCUGGCUGCUUUUCAAUGGAAUACCCAAUGGAUGUCUUUGAAGGAGUUGAGCAUUCUGCAUAUAUCAACAAACACUCUCCGACAAACGUGUCCACAAUGAAUACAUUACAGCCAUCUCCCAUCUCCAGUUUCACUUCAGAGCAUAAUCAGGAUUUUACACCAAAAAAUGGUCAUCAUUUGCAGCACAUUGACCUCCCUAAUGAUUCUCAAAAGUCUCAGAAAAAGGGAAAGAAUUACUCACAAUUGUACAGUCCUCAAAACCCACUUGAGGGAUGCGAAGAGUAUCCUGCAUCUGGAAUUGAAGCAUCAUUGAACAAAAGUGCCUCAUGUACAUUUACUGAAACAAGCGGUGCUUAUGGUCUUCAGUACAGUUAUUCAUGUAGUAAGAGUAAUGAAUGGACAGUGACUGAACAGAAGGAAAAUAUUUUGACUGUCAGUGAAAGAAAUUCAUCUUUGAAUUUUAAGGUGAGCACUGUCAACUUGCCUGGCUCAGAAGCAGGUUGUUUUGCUGAAAGUAAGCCGGCAGAGACACGUGACACAUACUAUCAAUUGUGUCACAAACUGCGCAACAAGGUUUUCAAGAAAAAGGUGUCUCCUAAAAAGCUUCUUGAAAACCAUCUACUGCAAAACAGAAAGGACAAAUUUUUAAAAAGUGCUGCACAGAACAUUCACCAUAUUUCCCACACUUCUCCAUCAUAUGAUGGAAAAACGGAUCUUUCAGGACAAGAGUCCCCAAAAGAUAUUAGUAUGUCAUACAAAGAUACUCUGUCCCAGGAUUGUGAGCAGGGGCAGCAAAGGUCUGCCCCACCAAUGUUGGGUUUCCUUAAGUCCAAUCUAUCUGCCACAUUGUAUCCUUCUCCAGCAGCAUCAAGUGCAGAUAUGGUGGAAGGAAUUCUGCCGUACAAAUCAACUGACUGUAACUGGCAUGUUUCCUGGAAUACAGAGUCUCUAUGUAGAAGCAAGUCUGAUUCUUCAUGGCAGAUAUCAGACAUUUCAGAGCAUGAAGUCUGGAGAGGAAAAAGCCUAACACAACCUUUGUCUUUUGGAACACUUGAGGAACAAACUGAAACAAGGAGUUGGAGGAAAACCCCAAGGAGAUCGCUUGACUGGCCACCUACCAGGAAUACCUCUUGUGAGGCCUCCAGGCAGCCUUCCAAAUACUUGGAUGUCACCACCCUUAACUGGAGGACAACUCCUAGAAAGUCAUCUAAUUGGUCAAUCAACAAACUCUUUGAAGACAAAGUGAAGGCAGAUUUUGAUGACAAAGAACUUUUAGUGAAGUCCUUUGCCCCGGGCUUCAUUGACACCCACUGCCAUAUAGACUUCCUCUUUGAGCGCAUCAAACACAGUGGAUCAUAUUCAAAGUUCAGGAAGGACAACAAGGACCCGUUUCCACUCUCCUACGAGGGAUGUGUGACCAUCUUCUGCAAACCAUGGACAUUUUCAAAGAUCAGCUGGUGGGAGACAAUCAUUAAGGAGGCAGGUGUUUGGGCAGCCUUUGGUUGCCAUCCUCACUUUGCUGAUCAGUUUGGAGAGGAGGAAGAGGCUUACCUCCAACUAGCUCUGAUGAACUCCAAGACUCUGGCCCUAGGAGAGAUUGGCUUGGACUAUCAUAAGAAAAAUACAGAUAAAUUCACAACUCAGAAAGAGGUGUUCCGCAGACAGCUAAAAGUUGCCUUAAGUGUGAAUAAGCCAGUUGUUAUUCACUGCCGGGAUGCCCAGAGGGACUGCAUAAACAUCAUUAAAGAGAUUCUCCCACUGAACUACCGAAUUCACUUACAUUGUUUUACUGGGACCUGGAGACAAGCUGAGGAGUGGCUGGAGACAUUCAGUGGGCUGUUUCUGGGCAUCACAAACCUGAUAAACAAUUGCAAUGAUUUGCGUUGCCAUGAGCUACAGAUGGCAGUGAAGAAAAUACCACUUCAGAGACUACUUCUGGAAACUGAUGCUCCUUACUUUCGUCCUGCUUUUUGUAGGAGCGAAGUCCACAUUCCUCACUGUUGCAGCUCCAAGGAGGACUAGGACAGCACUCUCACCCAGGUAUGGCCCUUUAUGUGGCUGCUAAAGUAGCCCAUCUGAAAGGAAAGGAAGUGGAGGUGGUGCUGGCCAAGACUCGCAACAACACCAAACUCAUGUAUGGGAUUUAGCUCCUCAAGCAAGUGCAAGGUUAGGUGUGCAUGUUGUAGUAAAGGAAAUAUAGUGGGAUGUUGAGGUUAUUAUACACAUAAAAGGGUUGUGUUGCAGUUGUAUUCUAAGUGCAUAGUUAUAUUUUUAGUGGUUGCCAAUUGUGAUUACCAUGCUGUAAAUACUACUAUUGCAGUUGCAAUUAUGCAUCACUAAGAAUAUGACUGAUAGUCCCAUCACACAUAUGUCUGAUUUUAUGUCAUAAUGUUUCCAUCUGUAUGCCCUUCCUUGUUUUUGUUGAUUAUCUUUUCCAAGUUAAUUUUUUUUUUUUUUUUUGAUAAAUCUAUAUACCAGGCCAGCAAUCCUACAUAGGAAAGACAAAGUACUGCACACUCCAUAUGCACAUCAUUUGCAUUCUUAGCCCUGUUGGCCCCUGGUGGAAAGGGAUAGUCUUGUGGAUUACUCUACUACACCUCAGAAGCAUUGGCAUUAAUACCAGUGGCAAUAUUAGUGAAUGUGGGUGGAUAUCAAGUGGCAUUAGUGAGAGGUGUUUGGACAGAAUAUUAUGGAUACAUUUAUACCAUUGCAGUAUGUGGUCCCCAUAUAUGAGAGAUUUGUCACUGGUGAUGGUGAUUAUGGUUAUUGUUUAACAAGGCUUCAUACCAAUUUCAUAUAUUUGUUUAAUUUCUUUUAUUCAGAUGGAACUUCAUUAAGGAAACAAGAUUCUAUUAACUAUUAUGGCAAUAUUAUGGUCUUUCCAUAUAUAAGGAAGAGAUUGCCAGUCAUACUUUUUUUUUAUUUGUUGUGAUCUUAUAGUGCAAAAUAUGAAUUUGAAUUGCUCCCUCCAAUCAUUCUUACUUCAGACUUGGAAAAGUUAAAGAAAUUGUAUUCAUUAUUGCAAACUAACAGUUGCUGCAUUUGUAGCAACAACACAACUCAUGAUGGAGGCUAUGUGAAGUGAGCCCGAUGUGCAGUGUUUAGCCCUAAAAAAAAUAAUUUUGUUUCUUGGCCUUUUUAUUUUAUGAUGAGAUAGAAAAUAAAAUUGUAGAAUGUUC